Arabidopsis arenosa is the source of this 660-nucleotide messenger RNA. The record is from the annotation of a GenBank genome assembly. Lineage: Eukaryota; Viridiplantae; Streptophyta; Magnoliopsida; Brassicales; Brassicaceae.
AAUUGUAAUUCACGCUUCUUGAACAAUCCGCCAUCUCUCUCUCUCGCGAUCAGAUCGAUAAUGGCGUCAAGUUUCUGCUCCUCCAUCUCUAUGCAAGCUCCUAUCUCGGCUAAAACAACAAGAUUCAGUCUUCAGAAACCGGUUUCGAUUUUCAACAAUAGAAAGACUAAUCUCUCAUUCAGCUUGCAUCGACGUUCGAUGCCUGCUCGUCUCGCAGUUUCUUGUGCAGUCAAGCAAGAGACAGUGGAGAAAGUGUCAGAGAUUGUGAAGAAGCAAUUGUCGCUCACCGAUGAUCAAAAAGUCACCGCGGGAACCAAAUUUACCGAACUUGGAGCUGAUUCUCUCGACACGGUUGAGAUAGUGAUGGGUUUGGAGGAGGAGUUCGGGAUAACAAUGGCGGAAGAGAGAGCAAAGGAGAUUGCAACAGUCCAACAGGCUGCUGAACUCAUUGAAGAACUCGUCCAAGAGAAGACUGCUUAGUUAAGGAAACAACCAAAGGCUUUUGUGUUUUGUUAUUGUCUUUUGCUCAAUUGUGUCAUGCUUUGUUGUAUUGUCUUAAUUUUCCCUAGUGGUUUAUUGUGUCAAUCUUUGGACUACUACAAAACUUUCCUUUAGAUUAUCGAGGAACAGAGAGAUUCACAAGAAACUUAGAUAAAUAAA